AUGGGCUAUACAAACAGCGCGAUUGUUAUAUGUCCACACCGAGUUAACGAUACGGACUACGUCUGGCAUCCUCAGCCGACUGUAGUUGAUCACGCUCGUAUCGAUGCUUAUGUGAGUGGUAAUGGAGUGUUUAGAUCCGUUGCUAUUUCCGACGUAAUAGUGACGGAAUCUUCAUUUUCCUUCGUUACUAUCGAUGUAAGACGAUCGGACACUGAACUACAACUCGAUUUCCCAUUCAACAAGUUGUUUGCCAUGACCGAGCGCCGUUUGAUAUUUAUAUGUGGCCCGCGAGAUUUGGUUCUGAGUGAUACAUUACAGCGCCACCUCGACAGUCUCAAUGGUUUUGGUCAAAUGCAAGCACUUCCUUGGACCUCUAAUAUACCCUUGGCUCAUGAAAUGUCGAAGAUAGGGCACGGAAUUGGGAUCUUUUUCUUAUACAGCGGAAGCACGCAUCUGCCACUUCAAGGCUGCGGUAGUCGCCCCUCGCCACUUUUUCACGCAGACAGUGAAGUAACAGUGGAUCCCGUCACUGGAAUCCGUUCAUGCGUGGUGGAUCCAAUGUCGAAUUCACGUAUCGGGUUUCUCUGCGAGGGCAAGAUUGAACCCAAUCAUUGCAUGAGAUGGCUCUUAGACACAAAUGGCAGACUUGUUAACGUUCCUCAACCAUAUUCAUAUUGGAAUUUUGAUCACCAUAAGCCUUGGGUGAUAGCGCAAUAUUUUAAUCAAUUAGCAUUGCCGCCCAUCAAGGGCGAAUGCAGAUGCAUCGAUUCCGAAACCGGUCAGGUGAAGGCCAGGAUUGAGAUUCGUUCGAGAACCAACUACGUUUGUGACAUCUCGAGCAUGAUCGAACGCAACCGUGCGAAUCCUAUCAACGGCCCUUGGUGUUCGGUGGUGCUACAUCCAGGCAGCACAUUGACCAUAAGGUUUCCAACGACGGAUGGCGAUUCGGCGUCUUACGAUCAUUCCUUGCCUGGCCCAUCUUCGCGACAGACGUCUGUCUAUGAGUACGAAACUGAAUUCCUGCCGAGGGAUUUGACCACACUGCGGCAACUUAAAACGGCGUAUGGCUUUGAUGUGUACGAAGAAAUCUCGUACAACGAAGCACUUGCAGGCGAUGCCCUCGAAAUGGAUGUUUCCCAAAUAGCCCAGGGUGAGGUAAAACUGAAGUACCAUGCGGACAAACCUCUCGCUCUACUGAGCGGAUUAAAUUCGUUCUACUACUAUUUGACAUUGAGAUAUAGAAACAAGAGUGCCUUGGAUAGGAUAAGCGCCAACGUCAAUGUGUCCUUUGCUUUUACUCAUCAUUACAAGAUCGUCGGCUGCGAUAGGGGGACACCAAGUCUGUUUGACGGAGAAAAGAACAAGCAGUAUUGUGCUAUUAAGCCGAUGGGAAACGGUAUAGGGAAUGUAUACGAAUGCGUAUAUGAUGGUGUGCGAGACGGUAGGCAGACUGGUAUCCACUGCGAACCAGACGAGGAGUUGCUACCGGGCAACUGCGACUCCGCAGGAUACGAUCUCUAUUCCAAUAGAAUAAUGCCAUUCCCCGGAUUCAUUAGAAGUGUGACGCCAUACCCCAUUCUGGGAUUUAAGGUUUUGGGCUUUGAAAUUCGGCACAACCCUGCAAGUUAUGCUUGCAUCUGUGUCAAUGAACGUGGUUACGAAACCUCAAGGAUUAUCGUUAAGUAUAACCCCAACAAAAAUUAUGAUUACACAGUGCGACGCGAAAACGAUCGGCUCACGUCACUCCCGCACAUAUUGCUGCCUUGGAGUGAGGCCGGGCUAUUAGGUAAAGGAACCCGGUCAACAAUGUCGCUUGCGCUACACCAUGAACCACAGCAAGCCAUUAAGAUACAAGUGGGCACAACGUUGUCCUUAUAUCGUGGUUUGAGCCCCAACGCAUUGCUUGCGAAUCGAUUAAGUAAAAGCAUCACCAAUGUAGAAGAUACACCACACACAACUUGGUUGCCCGCGGAUCCUCAAGAAUUCUAUUUUACCCUCCACCCUACAACAAAUGAACGAGACGUUAUGCGAAAGAGAUACGACGACGUGAUUACCGGCACUACGGGCGGUUUUCGCGUCGCUUACAACGACGAAGAGUAUGCGCCAACAUCUAGAAAAUUGGUAAUAAAAUCAAAUAGAGCCGCUGUCUUGAUAUCAAAGGACCCGGCACAUAAGCAUUGCGUGCCCAUCACAUUCCUCUGCGGCAAAGCGCCACAACCAUCGGAUCUGUCCGUCACUGAUGGCGUAUACGCAUCGCCGAGUCCCUAUAUCACGGGAUCCUUGGAACAAUACACGUGGCACCUAGUUCAAGUUAACGUCGAGACCACGGACCCAUACAUGCAGGGCUGCGGCGUCACAUACUCGUCAGAUGAGCUGUUCAAACCUGAGACACCUCCACUCUACGACGCUGAAGGGCAGUCUCAGUUUGGCUGCAAGAUUGAUCUUCAGGCUGCCAAGGAAGCUGCAUUCUACUGCCCAGCACCGUACCUCCUGGACCCACCCAACUGCUUCAGCCAGGUCUACGUGGACGGUGAAGUAAGGAACCUAAGCGACCUCAGCCAGUCAUUGGUGGCAUCGCGAUCCAACCACUUUGUCGUCCUAAGCUUCGAUAGCUCACUUGCAGGGCAAGGCAGGACGAUUCGCCAGGCGCCGCCAUUGGAGUGUCGUUGCGUCACCAUCAAGGGUAUCGUUCUCUCCACUAUACAAAUAGAGAAUUACUACGCCAAGUGA
This is a messenger RNA of Babesia ovata, 2730 nucleotides long. RefSeq lists its product as uncharacterized. The transcript has a single exon. The coding region runs from base 1 to 2730 and encodes 909 amino acids. Lineage: Eukaryota; Apicomplexa; Aconoidasida; Piroplasmida; Babesiidae. The record is from RefSeq and is a predicted model, not a curated record.